Messenger RNA from Glycine soja, 626 nucleotides. RefSeq names its product transmembrane protein 256 homolog. The record is from RefSeq and is a predicted model, not a curated record. The transcript has 5 exons. NCBI's taxonomy places the organism in Eukaryota, Viridiplantae, Streptophyta, Magnoliopsida, Fabales, Fabaceae. The coding region runs from base 88 to 423 and encodes 111 amino acids.
UGGAACGCCACUGGCUUAACUAAAUUUUAAGAAAGAAAGAAUACAUUGCAUACAGUUAUACUUUGGUUUGCGUUUACGGUAAAGUCAAUGGACCCUCAGGUUUGGCACAAAGUUGCAGCGAUUUCAGGAGUGGCAGCACUUGGAUUGGGAACCUAUGGUGCCCACGUCUUCAAGCCCCAAAACCCUGCUUACAAAGAUGUUUGGCAUACAGCUUUGCUUUACCAUUUGGUUCACACAGCUGCCUUAGUUGCCGCCCCAAUUACAAAACACCCCAAUGUUUUUGGAGGCCUUCUAACAGCUGGUAUCUUGGCUUUCUCUGGGACGUGUUAUACUGUCGCAUUUCUUGAAGACAGAAAAUAUUCAACCAUGGCUCCAUUUGGCGGUUUUGCAUUUAUAGCAGCUUGGGGUAGCUUGUUUUUCUGAUGACAUCGGCUCUGCAUUUCUUAAGCUUUUUACUAAGUAAUUACGCUAUCACUGAAUCAACAGUUGUCAAGCCCAUAUUAUACUUCAUAUUUGUAAAUCUUUUACCAUUUGUCUUGCCAAUGCAAUGGUUUAUGAUCAUGAAAUAUAUGUAUCUACCGAUGAUGCCAACAGAUUGAAGAUAUUCUGUUGAUUGUUGAAGCUGA